UCAAAUUGAAGUUUAAAAAAAAGCUCAAACAAUCAAAUGAUGAGUUAAGUUAAUUGUUAGCGAUUAGUUGACAAUAUAAAAUUUUCAAUUCUCAUUCCAAUUGAACAUUAAUCAUGAUUACGAUUCUAAUCAAUAGUUUUUGUUUUUCUAUCAUUCAACUUUUCUUACCAAUCGAUUUAAUUGUUUCCACUUAAUUGUGUUUAUUUUUUUCCUCUUGGUUUCCAUUGCAAUUGCUCAUUUCCAUGCUAUUUUUAUGAUUAUAUUGUCGUCUUUGUUUAUUCAAACCUUAACAAUCACCAUUAUUACAUCACAAUCACAAUCAACUUAUCGGUUAAACUCACAAUUAACUUUAAUCCAGUUUCUCAAUCCAUCUAAAUAGCCAACUAAACAUUUGAUUGCUUGAUUGUUGUUGGACAUCAUGAAUUUUGUCACCUUAGUUUAUGCUGCUUUAAAAGUGUUAACUGCUUCACCUUCAGAAUCAACAAUUAGUAAAGUUAUCCCACCACAUGAAUCAACUUGGACCUAUGAUGGGAAAAUGAAUGGACUUGAUUAUUGGUAUCAACUUUACCCUCAAUGUAAGGGUAAAUUUCAAUCACCAAUUAACAUUGAUACCAAUUCAGUUAAUUACAAUAGUUCAUUGAACAUUAAUUUAAUUGGAUUCCAAAAACCUUAUCAAGCUUUCAUUGAAAACAAUGGACACACCGUACAAUUGGGAAUUGAUGAAGCAAUUAAACCAAUUUUAACUGGAUCAGCGGUUAAUGAUAAAGUUUAUGUCUUUAAUCAAUUACAUUUCCAUUGGGGAAUCCAAUCAAAAUUUGGGUCAGAACAUUCAAUAGAUUCAACUUUCUACCCACUUGAGAUGCAUAUCGUUUUCUAUCAGCGUGAUUACGGAACUUUUGACCGAGCCUUAAACUAUACUGAUGGGCUGAUUGUUUUGAGCGUUUUUUUCAAGCAUUCAGAUGAAGUUAAUCACGCUCUUGAUCGGCUAAUUAACGGAAUCAAAAAGAUCCCAAGGUAUCGAGACAAAGCUUAUAUUCCAGGUCCAUUUAAUUUCUCGCAAGUAUUACCAAGCAAUACAAACGCUUUCUACAAAUACUCUGGCUCAUUAACGACACCGCCUUGUCUUGAAGUGGUCACUUGGUUGAUCCUCGCUGAGCCGGUCAAUAUAUCAGAGGAGCAGACGGACAUAUUUCGCCAUGAAAGGGCCAAUAUGAUCUCUUCCAAAACGGGUGAACUUGAUUAUCUUAAUCACAAUUAUCGAACUCAAUCACCAUUAAAUCGUCGAGUGGUAUUCUCAUCCUUCAUCCCUGGUGUCGAUGGUGUCGGUGAUACAAACAACGGCGUCGGUGGCGGCGGCGGUGUUGGUAACAAUCAACGAGGACUCGAAGACAAUUAUGAUCCAAUUAAAGGUCAACCAGAUCGAUGAUCAUGAAUCAUUUGCAAAUUAAAUCUAAAUUAUAGUUGAUAAUAAAUCAUCAAAGUGUAAAAAUUAAUUGUUGGUACAAAUUAAUCAGUCUUAAAGAUGAUAUUAAGUAUUGAUAAUUUCAUAUUUGGGAGGUAAUGAUUAACUUAAUUGUAAAAGAAGGUUAGUAAAUCAAUCUGAUUGAUUUAAUAAAUUAUUAUGUUAAAUUAUUUGGUUUUUAGAUUUGAUUUAAUUGUUUACCUUUUUUUUUCUUGUUCAUGUUUACAAUUAU
This is a messenger RNA of Panonychus citri (citrus red mite), 1694 nucleotides long. RefSeq names its product carbonic anhydrase 7-like. Gene Ontology annotation, molecular function: zinc ion binding; carbonate dehydratase activity. The transcript is spliced from 6 exons. Bases 419 to 1426 code for a protein of 335 amino acids. NCBI's taxonomy places the organism in Eukaryota, Metazoa, Arthropoda, Arachnida, Trombidiformes, Tetranychidae. The record is from RefSeq and is a predicted model, not a curated record.